CACAUUUGGGAAAGUCAUCCGCUUGAUAUUAUAUAAGGAAACCGUGUCGGGAAGCUUUCACGAGAAUUUUAUCUUCCGUCAAAAUCAUCCAAAACUAAAGAUGUCACCUUUUAUGUCCCUUGUCGCACUGUUGUCUGUUGUGGUUGCCCUGACCUUUGUCCAAGGCGCCAUGGGAUUUCCAUAUGUAAAUAACGGUAUGGGCAAUAUGGGCAUGUUGGUGAUUCCUGUCGGGCGUGCAGAGGAACCAAUGAGCCCCAUGAUGAUUGUACCAGUCAUGCUGGGAAAUCAGGGAUCCAUGAUGGCUAGAAACAUGAUGAACAUGAUGCCCAAACCCAUGAUGCCAAUGAUGCAAAACUACCCCAUGCCUCAGCGCAUGAUGAUGCCCUCCCCCGCACCUGCAAUGGAGAAACCAGAAAUCAAAACAGAUGCAGCAGGUAGACAGACCCUGGAGUUUUAAGCGUGAAUUAGUUCUCCAUCGUCAUAUUCGGAUUAAACUAAUUACCGGAAAUAACUUUAAAAUGUUUAUUUAUCCCAAACUAAAGUCUGUGAUACUUUACGAAAAAUCUAGAAUAAACGUUUUUAUCUUCGUACCUGA
Magallana angulata is the source of this 595-nucleotide messenger RNA. RefSeq lists its product as uncharacterized. The coding region runs from base 101 to 457 and encodes 118 amino acids. The transcript is spliced from 4 exons. Lineage: Eukaryota; Metazoa; Mollusca; Bivalvia; Ostreida; Ostreidae. The record is from RefSeq and is a predicted model, not a curated record.